AUGGGAUCAUAUGCUCGGUUCAAAUCUGCCCAUACGGCGGAUAUCAAGGGCAAAGGAAUUUCAUAUGAAGAUGAUGAUGCUCCGAUUCAACUAACGGAACAGGAUGAAGCAUUUGUUAUCAAAGAGUAUCGUAUGUCUCUUAUUGGGAAAGUCUUAAAUCCCAAAAAACAAGAUGUCGAGAAGCUUCUACAGAAGAUGCCUCAACAAUGGGGACUUCAGGAUAAGAUUACUGCCAAUGACUUGGGAAAUGGCAAGUUCCUUUUCAAUUUCACCUGUGAAGAUGAUCUUAACUUCGUGCUUCGACAGGGGCCAUUUCACUAUAACUACUGCAUGUUCGUGUUGGUACGAUGGGAGCCUAUUGUCCACGAUGACUACCCUUGGAUUGUUCCUUUUUGGGUUAGGAUUAUCGGCAUUCCGCUACAUCUCUGGACGGACAGGAACCUGAGGAAUAUAGGAGGAAGACUUGGCCAUGUUGAUACAAUUGACCUUUAUGGGGGGAGGUUAUUGAUAGAUAUUGACUCAAGACGUCCGUUAAAGUUCUCAAGAAAGGCAGAAAAUGCAGAAGGAGAGGAAGUUACCAUUGAGUUCAAGUACGAGAUGCUGUUCAAGCAUUGCACAGAAUGUGGUUUCAUGACACAUGAGAAGGCUCAAUGUCCGACUAAGGAGGUAGAUCAAUCACUCAGUAACCGUGGUGAUGUGUUUACUCGAGUUCAAUUGCCUGCUGAUCAACGAAUCACUCAGCCUUUGCUGGGGAAUGCAAGGAAUAAUGAUUAUCACUUUUCUUAUCAACCACUACUGGGAAAUCAACAAUCGAACACUGAUGUGAGGCAGUUUUCGCGAAUCCAUGAUCGGAUUCAACGACCAUACUCCUACGCUGCGGAGAGUGACCGAUAUCAGCCUGCUAAUGUGGAGAAAAAACGCGGAUAUGGAGCUAAUCAGAGCUCGCAUAGAGACCGAAUCAUCAGGGGAAGAGAUGAACGGAAGGAGAGUCAUAUCAACUACUCUCGCCAUGGGGGUAGACCGUAUGACCGCAAACCGGAAGGCGUCUGGCGGGAAAAGAAAAACAGGCCUCUACAUAUGGGAGAUAAGAAGAACAUGAUGCCAGGCGCAAAAGAGGUUGUUCCCUAUGAACAAUCAGAGACUUCAAGAGCUGAUGAAAGACGCCCCAAGUUUAAUAAGAGCAAGGACAAGAGACCCAUCAAUGAUCAGAGGAGGGAGGAGGAACCUAAGCCCAAACGCCUAGCGAGUACUAUUGUUACGCCAACAGCUACUUCUACUGAUCAACUAGCUAAUGUUACGAUUAGAAGCCUUGCUCGGACUUUAACAUUCUCACCAGCUAGUCUUCAGGUGGAGCUUAAUGGGUUAGAGAAUAAUCAAAUCAUCGGGGCACUAGAGGAUAUGGAGAUUGUUGAGCAGCAGGAUGAUGGUACGAUGGAGUGUGAGAUUCAAGAUGAUGAUCUAUUGGGGGAUGAGCUCAUGGCAAUAGAGGCGACGGAGACAAACCCGAGGACAGAGGCAAACUCGCGAAUCGAAGCUUCUCGUGCCAAGGAGGUCAUGAAAACGAACCGAAGUGCCAAGAGUUCUAAUCGGCCGAAUGCUCCUUUGGGUAUUCUGAACAAGAAAGCUGCCUUCCUACGCAGAGGAUCCCCGCGUGCACGCUCCAGUAAACCUGCUGUCCAUAAGGCAACAUAUCAGGAUAAUAAACAUCGACAUUAUUCUAAGUCUGGCAGAAGCAAUUCGAGACACAAUGAUGGUUUGGUGGGUUCCAAAAACUCACCAAAACAUUAUCAAUGA
Messenger RNA from Raphanus sativus (radish), 1794 nucleotides. RefSeq lists its product as uncharacterized. Bases 1 to 1794 code for a protein of 597 amino acids. Lineage: Eukaryota; Viridiplantae; Streptophyta; Magnoliopsida; Brassicales; Brassicaceae. The record is from RefSeq and is a predicted model, not a curated record. The transcript has a single exon.